AAAAAAACAAUGAUUUCGAGCCCCCAGAAAAACUCAUUUACUUGCCUUCCUUCAAGCCACUGUAACAUUCCUGCCAAGUCUUUCUCAUUAAGCAAAUACAAGAAGUGACACCAACUUGCCAAACUUCCAUCAAUAACAUGGCCACUCUUGUUACCAUGAAGACCGCAGUCUUAUCCAGACCACCCCCUAAUUCCACUCUGCUGAUGCCUGUUUCCCCACAGCCCUUCUCCCUGUCCCAUCAGAUCGGGAUUGCUAUCCUGGUUCUCGCCUUUGUCUUUGGUUUUCCUGGCAACCUGUUUGUAGUGUGGUCAAUUUUGUGCAAAGUUAGGCGCCGUUCUGUCACCUGUUUGUUGAUUUUCAACCUGGCGGUGGCUGAUGCUUUAGUACUCUUGAGCGCUCCACUGUUUCUCAGGUACCUGGCUGGAGGGAGGGGCUGGGAGUUUGGAUCUGCCCUGUGCAAGACUGUCCAUUAUCUGUGCUGUGUCAACAUGUAUGCAUCUAUUUACCUCAUAUCUCUGAUGAGCCUGGACCGCUGGCUGGCUGUCAACAAACCGUUUCUGUCUCAGAGGAUGAGGACCAAGAACAGACUCUUGCUGAUCAUGUUGGGCAUCUGGGUGAUGGCUUUUCUAAUGGCUUUGCCCAUGCCAUUCUAUCGUUCCCUCCUACAAAUUCGUCCCAGCGUGCCAAUAUAUGUGUGUGUGCCGUUCCACUGGAAAAGUGUGGGGCAUGAAAUCUUUCAGUACUUUUCUGAGACUCUGUUAGGUUUCCUUCUACCCUUCACAUUCAUCCUGGUGUGCUAUAUCUCAGUGAUAUGUAGGCUACGUAGUGCCAUGUUCCAACGCAAAGGAAGAGGAAGCAUCUUGAUCCUGCUUAUCAUUGGUGCUUUUACCGUAUUCUGGCUGCCGUAUCACCUCAUCAAUAUCCUACAGGUGAUUGGUCUGAUCCAGGACUCCUCUUCUCUUUUAAACGCUGCAAAAGUCGCCCGUCCAAACGUGACUGCAUUUGCAUUUCUCAGCAGCAGCAUCAAUCCUGUUCUGUAUGUUUUUGCUGGCAGCUCUCACAUCCGUCAGGCUGGUCUUGGCUUCAUGGCUAAACUGUUCGAGGCCACCAACUCUGAGUCCACCCGCAGCACAAGAUCUAGUCGUGGCUCUCAUGCAGAGAGUUUAGUUUUCAACAAGCUGUCCAUUAAACUUAGUCGUAAAGGGGACGAUGCAAGAGCUGAAACCCCUGGUGAGGUAGUGCACAGCAUUGAUGAAAUUAAAACUCUGACCACACUGCCAUAAAAGUGUUGUAUUGUUUUUGUAUUGUUUUUCUUUAUAUUUCACUCUCAGGUUCACUUAUAUUUUAUGUAUGCUAAUAAAAAGUUGACCAUUGCAUAAAAAGUAAAUCCUUUUAAUUUUUGCAGAAAUAUUGAAGAAAUAGCUUGAACGACUUUUAAAAAUAAAUAUUAAAUACCCUGUUAAAUACUGUGUUUAAGAGCACUAAACAUUUUGUUUCACCCCUGUUGCAAAGCUUGUUGCUUUAAAAACGCUACAAAAAAAAUCUGAAACGCUAUUUCUUUUUAAUUGUAAUGAAAAAAAGAGAGUUUCUUAUGCUCUGUGACUAAUUUCAUUCAGUAUAUCUUGCUGUUAUUUCUCUUUUUUACAAUUUACUGUAAUGUGUUAAAGUAGCCUUGUUUGUGUAUGAUCUAUAUAAUCAGUGUUAAAGUAUACUAAUUAAAGAGCAAGUUACUUGGA
Triplophysa rosa is the source of this 1736-nucleotide messenger RNA. It is a transcript of the gene ltb4r, whose product is annotated as leukotriene B4 receptor. Bases 138 to 1283 code for a protein of 381 amino acids. Gene Ontology annotation, molecular function: leukotriene receptor activity; complement receptor activity. Gene Ontology annotation, cellular component: plasma membrane. Lineage: Eukaryota; Metazoa; Chordata; Actinopteri; Cypriniformes; Nemacheilidae. The transcript has 4 exons. The record is from RefSeq and is a predicted model, not a curated record. Gene Ontology annotation, biological process: positive regulation of cytosolic calcium ion concentration; complement receptor mediated signaling pathway; inflammatory response.